Messenger RNA from Micropterus salmoides (largemouth bass), 3147 nucleotides. It is a transcript of the gene yipf4, whose product is annotated as Yip1 domain family, member 4. The transcript is spliced from 6 exons. Bases 205 to 918 code for a protein of 237 amino acids. NCBI's taxonomy places the organism in Eukaryota, Metazoa, Chordata, Actinopteri, Centrarchiformes, Centrarchidae. Gene Ontology annotation, cellular component: membrane; trans-Golgi network. Gene Ontology annotation, biological process: endoplasmic reticulum to Golgi vesicle-mediated transport; vesicle fusion with Golgi apparatus. The record is from RefSeq and is a predicted model, not a curated record.
CACAAGACGUGUCACAUUUCCCAGCUUCCUGCUUUCCACCGAAGAAGAUCGACACAGAACAAAAACAAAAUGCGAUAGUUAAACUUCACUGAUGAGCUGUGGUCAAUGACAGCGUUGUUGACGCUUCCCGACAUAUUUCACUGACUGCUUAGUAAAUGUUAUUUGUUUGUAGCUGAGGCGCGUGGAAGUAAUAGAAAAGCAACCAUGCAGUUCACUCCAACCAACGGAGACUUCACGUUCGUGUCUUCGACAGAGGCUGAAGAGCUCAGCGGGACCAUCAGUGCCCCGGACAUUAAACUGAACAUGGGCAGUGACAGCGGUAAAGACCCAUAUGCUACUACCUUCCUGAGGCAGCGAGGCUAUGGCUGGCUGCUGGAGGUAGAAGAGGACGACAGUGAAGAGAGCAAACCUCUUCUGGAGGAGCUGGACAUUGACCUGAAGGACAUCUAUUACAAGAUUCGCUGUGUGCUGAUGCCAAUGCCUUCGCUGGGUUAUAACCGGCAGGUGGUCAGAGACAACCCGGACUUCUGGGGUCCUCUAGCCGUGGUGCUGCUCUUCUCCAUGAUCUCGAUCUAUGGACAGUUCAGGGUUGUGUCUUGGAUUAUCACCAUCUGGAUAUUUGGAUCGCUAACAAUCUUCCUGCUGGCUCGUGUUCUCGGUGGUGAGGUUUCCUUCGGCCAGGUUCUCGGAGUGAUUGGAUAUUCCCUUCUUCCUCUCAUCGUUAUAGCCCCUCUGCUCUUAGUGAUCGGAGGGUUUGAGGUGGUUUCUACACUAAUCAAACUGUUUGGAGUGUUCUGGGCUGCUUACAGUGCCGCUUCACUGCUCGUCGGAGAUCAGUUUAAAACAAAGAAGCCCCUUCUCAUAUAUCCCAUUUUCCUUUUGUAUAUCUACUUCCUAUCACUAUAUACUGGUGUGUGACUGGAUGAGUUAAAUCUGUGGACCUUUUCAUGGACAGUGAUCCUGGAGCACGGGCAGGAAAAUGCUAUGGAAGACAGGAUUUUUUUAAAAGAGAAUUUCUUUUUUAACUCUGUCAAAUUCAAAGGUGGGGAUGUUUUAGAAUAUAAAUCGGUGUGUAUAUACAAUUUUGUCCCUUUAUGUCUUCAGUCAAUAAAAUGCAUCUGCUUUUACAGCUUAAACUGUAUUCAGACUUGUGGUUCACCAGUGCAGUACAGCCCCCACAGUCCUGCAUUUACUUGUAAUUCAUGAAGCAGGAAAUGGGCUCAGGGUUGAACUUUAAUUUAUUGAUUUAUUUUGACUCUUUAUCCCACUGAAGUAUAUGGUGCCAAAUAUCUGUGUGUAUAUGUUCAUGCUGAAGGAAGAGGAAAGAGACACAGAAAGAAAGAGAUUGUAGAGCAUAAUGUUCUUCAUUGUUAUCCAUUGUAAUGUACUAUGAGAUAUGUCCAUUUAUGCUUUUCAUUUUUCAUAGACUUGUUUUCUAUAUUUAUGGAUUGCAAGUCGACUAGGGCAAUUGGAGUGAUAUAAACAAUUGUCUUCUAAAUGUGGUGCCUUGUUUUCCCACCUGAGUCCUGUUUUCAACCGUUCAAUACAGGAAUAUAAUAAUUUGAUCCGUUAUUACAGAAAAUCAAUAGAUAUUGUGAUUUAACAUGUGGUCUUUCCUGUUUGAUUACUGCAUUAUAUACAGAAAACACAGCUGGUCACUAAUAUAGUGAUAUAGUUCUGUAAAUUGUAACACCCUUAAGAUUGUUACAACACAUUGGAUUCACCUAGAAAAAUAUUAGUUUGUUCUAUAAUACACAUUAACUCAAUGUUUUAAGACAAACAAAUUAAGCACACUCAAAAAGGCACACUGAAAGUCCACAGCUAUGCUUGUGGCUCUGUGAGGCUGUACAGCUAAAUGCUAACAGCACAAUGACAAAGCUAACCUGCUGUUUAGCAGCUAUAAUGUUCCACCUUCCUACCAUAGUAUUACUAUGCUGUAUAUACAGUACUACAUACUGCUACUCAUAGUAUAGUGUUUUGGCAGUUAGUGUAAAAAGAGAUUGACUUUGGAAUUCCUUAGCCAUUAAACUUCACAAAGACAAGCCAAAAUGUCUUUCUUUAAUACUUAUUUCUGUUUUCCAAAUUAUUUCUGGUACUGUCUCGUCACUACCGCCAAUCUUGUUUUUUCCUCAGCUGUGAGCUGCUGCUUCACUUUCUUUGCACAUUCUAUUGUGGGAGAAUAGAGUUCAUCAACAGCACACUCAAAAAAUACCAAGUGUGCAUGCUGUCUGGUUUGAGUGUACUUUAUUUUGCCCCUUUUCCAGUGGAAACAUGCUAGGCUACAUACUGCUAGAGCAAGUAUGUAGUAUGGAUUUGGGACAGGCAGUUUUUUAGUAUGUUAGUAUGCCAACAUUUGCUGUUUAGCACAAAACAGCACAUCUGAAACUGAUGGAACGUCAGUAGUUUUGCAAGGAUUUAGUCAAAACCCAAAAUAUUGGACACAUAAAUUUUGACCUGAUGAUAGUGCUGGGUGAAGAGUUACAGGAUCACCAAAGUUAUUAGGAUUCAUCCUCAGUGGACCAUGAAUGGCUAUAUAACAUUUCAUGGCCAAAGUUAAAGGCCAACCCAUAUUCCCAUCUGAGCAACACUACGUAAAUUUAAAACAUCAGGCUUGGAGCCUUCUCUCGAAAAUCCCAAGACAAUUUCUCUGUCUCAAUACAUGCCUCUGUAUGACGUUCACAUAACUCAGCUUCAUCGUAGAACCACAUGUGGUUUUUGAUUCUUUUCAUUUGCAAGGGCUGUGUGUUAAAGCUGCAAAUCAUUACUGAUUUCUGUAAAUGUCUAAAGAGAUCACGUCCAUUAGGUUAUUAUAACAGCUUAAUAUCCAAAAGUAGCGCUUUACAGUGAAUAUGAAACAGAUGACCAAGCAUAACAUUUCACAAGGUCUAACCAGCAAAUUAUGUGUUUUUAACUUUAGUAACUGAUUAUUAUCAAAACUAAUCAAUUUUGUGUUGGUUCAUUGAUUAGCCAAUACUCAAUCAGUUUAGCACUACAUUUGUUAAACACUGUAUGCUCUUUAUCCUGUUUUAUAAAAUGUGGAAACCCUGUAAAAAAAAAACAUGGCAUAAGUCUGUUUCAAGAAACAGAACAAUCUAUAACAAAUGACCACUAAUUGACAAUUACAAUCACACAAUAAAAGUCACAAAA